Suillus clintonianus is the source of this 2145-nucleotide messenger RNA. Its product is annotated as FAD dependent oxidoreductase-domain-containing protein. The transcript has 5 exons. Gene Ontology annotation, molecular function: oxidoreductase activity. Gene Ontology annotation, cellular component: cytoplasm. The record is from RefSeq and is a predicted model, not a curated record. NCBI's taxonomy places the organism in Eukaryota, Fungi, Basidiomycota, Agaricomycetes, Boletales, Suillaceae. The coding region runs from base 373 to 1983 and encodes 536 amino acids.
UGCUACUCUCAUAUCUUGAGACAGGGCGUAUCUGGCCUUAGGACUUGAUCACGCUUCCCCUUGGGUAUUCUCAAGAUAUGCUUACGCAAUUGCGAUAGCAGUUGUGCCGCACACGAUGUGGCAAAACUCCCUCUGUUGAGGUGCUAAUGCGCAUGGUGGUAAGAUAAGGACCGAAUUUCCUCACGCCCCGUAACUUUGUCCGAACCAGUCAACUUGAGUAUGGGACUGUCCGUGUGGCACUUUCUCAUUUGGUUAGCCCCGCGUUAGCAUCGUGUCAUAUCAGGUCGGCCGCGAGCAUGGGCGCCUUUCUUCGCUCUUUCAUAGCUUUUCGCUUUCAACUAUCUCCACCACCUAGUGUUACGACGAUAUCUCAUGGGAAACUGUGUCUCCCGUCCCCAACAGCCCUUCCCAGUCUCUCGCAGUUCGUCCGCUGAGAAGUAUCUGAGGAGUGGCAUUCCAGACGGUCUGCCUAUAGCUGAGCCAACAAUUUCUUUUUGGACGAUACCUGUAGCUCCCAUAGCAAAAGCCCAUUCAGAGGAGAAUCUGCCAUCCCAUGCAGAUGUGGUUAUUAUUGGAUCCGGUAUAUCUGGCGCCUCUUUUGCGCGAACUCUGCUUGAGUGCGGAGACAGUCUUCGCGUCGUCAUGCUUGAAGCCCAAGAUGUAUGCUCAGGGGCCACUGGCAGAAAUGGAGGACACAUUUUUCCCGCUACAUAUCAUGACUACGAAGACCUGAAGAAAAGAGUGGGUGAAGAUAUGGCAAAGAAGAUGAUGCGCUUCCGUAAGGCGCACUUGGAUGAGAUUCUGGCCAUUGCUGCAGAGGAGGGUAUCACAAAGUAUACACAGUGCCGUGCCGUCGAGGGUGUCGAUGUGUACUUCGAUAAGCCUACGUUUAAAGAGGCACAGCGAAAGCUGCGAGUAUAUCAGCGUGAUAUGGGCGAGCAUGCAGAUUCAUAUGCCUGCUAUGAGGGCUUAGACGCUCAAGAGAAAUUCCAUCUUUCGCCACUUGCGGUAGGAUGUAUUGCCACGCGAGCUGGUGCUAUACACCCAUAUCGCUUUGUGACGUCGAUUUUAAGCCGUCUUCUUACAGACUACCCUAAGGAGUUUGAGAUUUAUACCCGUGCACCUUGCACAUCAAUCGAUGAGCCCACAUCAAGUUGCCCGUUUUAUACACUUACUACAGCACGCGGGGUGAUUACGACCCCACACGUUGUGCAUCUCACGAACGCGUACGCACCUGCGCUCUUACCCGCUCUCAAGGGAGUUAUCUUUCCCAUCCGAGAAACCAUGACCGCACAAAGGCCUGGGCGUAACCUCCAUGCAAGUACGCUGCAUGGCGGGCGGAGCUUCGUGUUUUUUGAUAGUCCUCGCAAGGGCUUCGAUUACUUGACACAACUCUCAGAAGGCGAGCAUGAACUCAUGUUCGGCGCAGGCUUUGAGUCGCGCACGGAUAGUGGAACUAAUGGCAUGUAUGGCGUACACAGCGCCGCACAUGUAGGUGGUGCAAUGCCAAUCUAUUUUGGAGCGGAGAGCUGGGGUGCCGAGGCCUUACCGGUCACUCCCACAGAUGAAGGUGUAGGGUUGUGGGCAGAGGGACGAGUGAAGGCGAUUUGGAGUGGUCUGUUGAGCGAGUCGGCAGAUGGGAUGCCGUGGGUUGGCAAGGUGCAUGCUGAUGUGGCCGGCAGGAAGGCACCUCCUGUUUCAUCUACACCCUCUACUCUGAAUUCAAAUACGGAGAAAUUGAAGUCAGAUGUCACUGCUGCUCCCGGUGAGUGGAUUGCGGCCGGCUACUCUGGCGAGGGCAUGGUGCAUGCGUGGCUGAGUUCCAAGGCUGUUGCGCUGAUGCUUCUCGGGGAGGAUCUCACGGAGGUGAAGACUUGGCUCCCAGAACCGUUUAGCGUCACGGAACACAGAGUCAAGAUGGCCAAGCGGACUUUCAAGCCUGACGUUGUGCUAAGUGGCAAGAGGGGUGUUUUCAAUCUGUAAUGCUUCCAAAUGUUAAGCGUUUCUUCUGUAGUAGGUACCUAAUCAUGCGCAUGUUACGUUGUUUUGUUGUCCUCUAGUCUAGAGCUCUAUACUCAAUCGAUUUACAUUUAUUUGAUUUGGAGUUCUGGAACCACCGCAAAUGAUUGCAUGAGACCUGUAUUU